AUGGAUAGUUUGCGUGCAACUGAGAGCAAAUCAUCCCCGGUAGUGUUACAUAGGAUACGCAGACAUUCGCAUACGGUGACUGGUGUCCCAAUUCCAGGAAUCGCAGCGGAUGGCAUCGGCUCGCCGACAGACCACGCUCACACUCCGCCUGGUGUGCUGACUAAAAUUGAUACGAUUCAGACGAAGAAAUCGUCAAUUGGCGGCAGUGGUGGCGUCUUAACGGCCCAAUUCAGCGGUGACCAGCGAAGGAUGAUCUGUAAGAAUUGCAACAAGAAAAUCAAUUGUUGGUGUAAAAAAUGUACAUUAGAAAAAUUGAAACUCUACUCACGACGAGAGAAUAUAACACAAAGAUUCGAAGAAAAGGAACGACUUCAAUCAGAGAUUCUGAGAAUCAUCGAACCAACAGAAUCUCUGAAAGAACAGAUAACGCAGAAAGAAGAAAAUCUAAUGAAGCUUCGGGUGGCCGUGGAAAGUGCUAAAAUGAGAAUAGCCAUGAAGCAGAAUGAAGUGAAUAAAUUGGAUGCAGCUCAACAACACAAACCAGCACAGUUUGAAACUGUAUUCAAUUCUCAGACAAACUUUCUAGCUAGAGCCAAAGUCAAAAAAGAAGAAAAAGCAGUGGUAUUGGCGAAAAUCGAAGACGAAAUCGCCAAGAAACGACGGCAGUACUGCAUCCACGCGUGUCACAUUUUCCCAGUCCAAGUCUAUGAUGUCAAUGUUGAAAGUGUUGCUCUGAAAUCGAAGAACUCUAAAAAUUGGGCAGUUGUGAAUGACUCGGAGCUGCAGACUGGAUUGCGUAUUGCUAUUCGAAACUCGUAUAUCAAUGAUAAACUUCGUGCGAAGCUAGCGAAUCAGUUAUCAAACGGUACAAUCACUCUUCCUUUGGAACUUCAUGCACCAUUUGCCGCAUUCACGAACACCCUCCAACUGGUUCAUUUACUGAGUGUCAUUUUCAAUUUUCGACCUCCAGAAACACUUUCUCAUCACGAUCUAUGUAUACGGGAACGAUGGACGAAAGAGUCUUUAAAUCGAGACUGGUCAACUCUCUGUGAUGCUGUUAUCUAUCUUUGCGUGUUUAUUGGAAUGCCUCCUGCCAAGCUGAAAUACAUUGAUCCACAUCAUAAUCUUAUCGCCCUUGCGUCUUUCGUAGUCAACGACUACAACAAUAUCAUCAGGAUUGGGAGUCGUCCAAUGUGUGAUCUUUCGGAAGUGCACGCUAUGAUCGAAGCACAGCGCCCGGAGGAUUAUUCCAAAAAGGAUGAACUCGACGAGUCUUGGACAUUUGUAGAUUAUUGA
Molecule: messenger RNA, 1296 nt
Organism: Caenorhabditis briggsae
Lineage: Eukaryota; Metazoa; Nematoda; Chromadorea; Rhabditida; Rhabditidae
Gene: Cbr-epg-8
Product: Protein CBR-EPG-8
Exons: 6
Coding region: 1-1296 (431 amino acids)
Biological process (GO): autophagosome assembly; mitophagy; cellular response to starvation
Cellular component (GO): autophagosome; mitochondria-associated endoplasmic reticulum membrane contact site; extrinsic component of phagophore assembly site membrane
Source: RefSeq, a predicted model, not a curated record